Messenger RNA from Puntigrus tetrazona (Sumatra barb), 2217 nucleotides. It is a transcript of the gene nrm, whose product is annotated as nurim. The transcript is spliced from 4 exons. The record is from RefSeq and is a predicted model, not a curated record. Gene Ontology annotation, cellular component: nuclear membrane. Bases 40 to 864 code for a protein of 274 amino acids. Lineage: Eukaryota; Metazoa; Chordata; Actinopteri; Cypriniformes; Cyprinidae.
CUCCCGGAAGUUCCGUCCGUUGGAAAUAUAAAUAUUAUCAUGGCGUCCGUGACUUUUCGCGACUGUUUUCUUUGCGUUUCUGCUUUAAUCACCUUCGUGUUCGUGUUCGUGACCGGUGCAGACUUUGUUCGCUUCGUGUCGUUUCGUGCCAUCUAUCAUAACCUGAGCGGAGCCGCGCCUCUGUGUCGAGACUCCGUGUCCUGGUCCGUGGCUCUGCGGGACGGGGCGGUUCUGAAGGCCGUAGCUGUGGAUGGUUUCCUUCUGGUCCUCUUCAGUCUCCAGCACAGCCUGCUGGCCUGGACUCCGGUGAAACAAGUCUGUCAGAACGUGUUUGGGGUUCUAAGCAGAACCGUGUACUGCUUCUCCACCGCCGCAGCACUGCAGAUGUUGAUGCGCUAUUGGCAGCCGGUGACCAGCGCCCCCUGCCUGUGGUCGGUGCGCAGUGCACCCUGGGAUAUCUGGUUCCCGCUCAUCUGUUUUAUCCUACACUUCCUGUGCUGGGCAAUAAUCUGCAGCAUCCUGCUGAUCUUCGACUAUCCCGAACUGCUGGGCAUCAAACAGGUGUAUUAUGAGUGUCUGGGCCUGGGCGACCCCCUGCUGCUGAAGUCGGAGCGCGCUCAGCGGCUCUACUCUCACCUCCGGCAUCCCGUGUGUGUGGAGCUGCUCGCGGUGCUCUGGCUUCUCCCCACGCUCCCGCUGGACCGGCUGCUGCUGGCCGCGUUCCUGUCCGUGUACCUGAUCCUCGCUCACUCGCUGGACGCCCAGGACUGCGCUUACCUCCGCCGGCAGCUCCGCAGCAAGCUGCAGCUCUUCUCCGCUCCGCUGGAGGACGGCGACGGGAGCAACACGCACAAGACGGACUGAACGUACCUAGAGAUUCAGAAGGCGCAAAGCUAUUUUUGGACUUCAUUUUCACUCCAAAAAGUCGCUAAUGCAAAAACAAAGGAUGCGAAUGUAGCGCGCGACUGAAGCUUUAUCCGUGUUUUUAUCGCUUAUGAAAAUUCAGAGAAACGUAGUAUUGUUGCACAACUAUAUUAUUGAUAUUUAACAGUACACAGAUGCGCACAAACUAAAUUAUGUUGUUAACACUCAAAAAUUCGUAUCAAAAAUCACUUUCCGUGCACCUUGAUACCUGGAGGUGGAGGUCAUACUGAUUUGACUUGAAGGCAGCGUUAUGUUUGGAAUGAACUACUAGAAUAUUGCACAAUAUAUACACCAUAAACUGUUCAAUUUUUCAAGUACUUUUGAACAUUAUUUGCAUGCAUCAGUAGACAUUUCAAAUGCAAAAUAUUAUAAUAUGUUUCAAUUUUAAUUUUAAUAGUGAGACAAAGCUUUUUUUUUUUUUAAUCGAAUGAUCUGAACCAAUUGCUUUACAAAAUUAUUAAUUUUUUUUGUCGAAACAACCCACAUAAAUACAAGGAAAGAUAUGGCAAUAUGUGUGUAAAAUACCUUUUAUAAACCAGUUGCAUGUAAACUAUAUAUAUAUAUAUAUAUGCAAUGAUCUGAUAUUUGCAAAGAUUUGUUGGCCACUUAUCUCAGAAAUUCAUAUUUAUUGUGUAUUUUUGAGCAAUAUGACAGUAUGCCACUCAGAAAUAUGCCAGUAUUUCAAUUUUGUUUUGCCUGACUGGGGUGUUUACAUUAACCUUAAACAAAUUAGCGUUUACGACUAGUUUAAACCUUGCAGAGUUUCUCUCUCUCUCUCUCUAUUUUCAGUUGCAGGUCAAAGGUCAUGAGAUUAACUGGCUCUGCUCGGCACUGACGCACACAUCAGGUGGGGAAAAAAAUCAGAGACUGGAUGAAGUUAUUUUGGUCUUUUGUUUCUGUACAAUGUACAAAAUACAACCGCCGUAUUGCUCCCGCUGCAUGUUUUUAUAUUUUGCAAACACUUUAGCAUCGAAACACCGAGAAGUGAGCAGCUGAUGGGAUAAAUACUGCGUUGGGUUUGUUUUUUUGUGUCAUAUUAUUGCAAAACAUGCCUUUUAUUUUAUGCAAAUGUUUAACGCUUGAAGUGUGUUUACAUGUAAAGACCUCAGAGUACGGUACAGAGUUUAUUUUUAUAUGGCAACUUGAAAUAACUUUUGUAGAAAUACGGGACAAAUGCACUGUUAUUAGAGCUCGAAACCAUUGUUAAACUUUGUUCAUUGACUUGAUUAUGUGUCUUUUCUCUGUAUCCCAUUGCUAAAGAAUGCCGAAUAAAUAAAAUGCUACAACAAGUGA